Messenger RNA from Microstroma glucosiphilum, 436 nucleotides. RefSeq lists its product as hypothetical. The transcript has a single exon. The record is from RefSeq and is a predicted model, not a curated record. Lineage: Eukaryota; Fungi; Basidiomycota; Exobasidiomycetes; Microstromatales; Microstromataceae. Bases 81 to 353 code for a protein of 90 amino acids.
CUCACUUAUUGACACAUACCGGUAAGUAGCUGCAUCGAGCCUGAGGUGCUGCUCACCAUCACUCAUCUGACGCUUCGUAUAUGCACCUUCCUACCCUCUGCUGCCUAUAUGCACCUCUCUCCCUGACCAUAGGCUACAAGCCGCAUGUAUGUAAUGUCCCCGGCUGCGAGGCCGCCUACUCGCAGUCCUUUAACCUCAAGCAGCACAAGGAAUCAAAGCAUGCCGACAGCGAAUUCCCCUGCACGGUGAGAGGGUGCGGGAGGGUAUACGCCUCCUCUCUCCCUGACCAUAGACUACAAGCCGCACGUCUGCAAGGUCACCGGCGGCGAGGCCUCCUACUCGCAGUCUUUUAAUCUGAGGCAGCACGUGGAAAGCAAACAUGGACGCAACAACUUCCCUUGCACGGUAGCAGAUUGCGAGAGGGUGUACGCCUCCU